This is a messenger RNA of Asterias rubens (European starfish), 651 nucleotides long. RefSeq names its product fibrinogen C domain-containing protein 1-like. The transcript has 3 exons. The record is from RefSeq and is a predicted model, not a curated record. NCBI's taxonomy places the organism in Eukaryota, Metazoa, Echinodermata, Asteroidea, Forcipulatida, Asteriidae. Bases 1 to 651 code for a protein of 216 amino acids.
AUGUCACAGUCCUAUGCUGAUUGUAAUCAAAUCCGCAACGCUAGUGGUGUGUACACUCUUAACUUAACCUCUAUUCCGGGGCUACAGCAAGCGUACUGUGACAUGGAGACGGCAGAGAGUGGCUUUAUUGUUAUUCAAAGGCGCCGAGAUGGCUCAGUUGAUUUCAAUCGCUCCUGGUCCGAGUACCAAGAAGGAUUCGGCGAUCUAGAAGGAGAAUUCUGGUGGGGGAAUGAGAAGCUCCGGACCCUCACAGACACGGAGGUUUCGACCUGGGAGUUGGUGGUGGAUUUGGAAGCGUUUGACGGGGACGUCGGCCGCGUUCGCUACGGGAACUUCAGCGUCACCGGAGAACUGUACGAUCUUACUGUUGAAGAUUUCGACUCUCUAAAUGAUGAAGGUGACGGCCUCGUUCAGCAACAACUUGCCUUCACAACCAUAGACGAGGACAACGACAAGUCUAGGCCGAAGAACUGCGCAAGAGAACGCAAAGGCGGCUGGUGGUACACCAAAUGCAAAAAAAUUGGAAGUAAUCUAAAUGGAAAAUAUUUUAAUGAAACUCAAAGCCACGGUCCUGAUGAAGGAGUGCUUUGGAAACCAUGGAAAAGCAACUCCCUCAGAGGCUGUCAAAUGAAGAUACGACGCAAUAAGUAG